AUGUCGAAAAAUAAAUUAAAUUUAACACUACCUCCAGGAGCCGUUGAUGCUACUGUGGCUGCUUCACAGGUUGUGCCCACACCGCCAUUCAAAACACCAUCAGGAACAGAAAAACAUAGUUUACUGGGGAAGCCGAAGACGAGCAUAGAGGCGCUAACGGAGACCCUGGAGGAAUUGGAAAUGGAUGAUUCAGCACGGAAUCGUAUUAAAGUAUUUCUAAGUCAAAAGGAAAAAAUUGGCGAGCUAUCUGACGAAGAUCUCGAGAAGCUCGGUGAGCUUGGUUCCGGUAAUGGUGGUGUUGUGAUGAAAGUACGACAUAUACCAACAGAGCUAAUAAUGGCACGGAAACUAAUACAUCUCGAAGUGAAGCCUGCGAUUAAAAAGCAAAUUAUACGGGAAUUGAAAGUCUUACACGAAUGUAACUUUCCGCACAUUGUGGGUUUUUAUGGCGCCUUCUACAGCGAUGGUGAGAUCAGUAUUUGCAUGGAGUAUAUGGAUGGUGGCUCGUUGGAUUUGAUAUUAAAACGUGCUGGACGUAUACCGGAAUCAAUAUUGGGUAAAAUAACAUUAGCUGUGCUAAAGGGACUCAGCUAUUUACGUGAUAAACAUGCCAUUAUGCAUAGAGAUGUCAAGCCCAGUAAUAUAUUGGUCAACAGUAGUGGAGAGAUUAAAAUUUGUGAUUUUGGCGUAUCAGGGCAGUUAAUUGAUUCGAUGGCCAAUUCGUUUGUAGGCACGCGCAGCUAUAUGUCGCCCGAACGAUUACAGGGUACGCACUACUCAGUGCAAUCAGAUAUUUGGUCACUCGGCUUAUCAUUGGUUGAGAUGGCAAUUGGUAUGUAUCCAAUACCGCCGCCUGAUGCCAGCACACUAGAAGCGAUAUUCAAUGACAACCCUGAGGAUGGCCAACAGACUGUAGUAGAACCCAAAGUGAUGGCUAUUUUCGAACUGCUCGACUAUAUCGUCAAUGAACCACCGCCCAGAUUAGAGCACAAAACAUUCACCGAUGAGUUUAAAGACUUUGUAGACAUAUGUCUAAAGAAGAAUCCCGAUGAACGCGCGGACUUAAAGACAUUGCUGAAUCACGCAUGGAUACGCAAAGCUGAAGUUGAGGAGGUAGAUAUUGCUGGUUGGGUGUGCAAAACAAUGGAUCUACCACCAUCGACACCAAAACGCAAUACAUCUCCGCAACAAUAAAUAAAGGCUAACAAAGUGUUUUUGAUAAUUAUAAAUAAUUAAUGUGCAUUUGCUUUAAUUUUAUUUAUAAAAAUAUCCUACCUAAUAAAUGUACUCAUUAACGUAAAUGCAUGCGAAAAAAAACGAAAAUUUUCUUAUAUCCCA
Ceratitis capitata (Mediterranean fruit fly) is the source of this 1338-nucleotide messenger RNA. It is a transcript of the gene Dsor1, whose product is annotated as dual specificity mitogen-activated protein kinase kinase dSOR1. Gene Ontology annotation, molecular function: ATP binding; protein kinase activity. The record is from RefSeq and is a predicted model, not a curated record. Lineage: Eukaryota; Metazoa; Arthropoda; Insecta; Diptera; Tephritidae. Bases 1 to 1194 code for a protein of 397 amino acids. The transcript has 4 exons. Gene Ontology annotation, biological process: protein phosphorylation.